Molecule: messenger RNA, 1206 nt
Organism: Charadrius vociferus (killdeer)
Lineage: Eukaryota; Metazoa; Chordata; Aves; Charadriiformes; Charadriidae
Gene: CETN3
Product: centrin, EF-hand protein, 3
Exons: 6
Coding region: 1-801 (266 amino acids)
Biological process (GO): spindle pole body duplication
Cellular component (GO): microtubule organizing center
Molecular function (GO): calcium ion binding; microtubule binding
Source: RefSeq, a predicted model, not a curated record
AUGGCUGAAGAAAUACAUAGCACUGCAGCUUACACCAGUUACCCUGAUAAAGCCGUGGUGUCGCAGGUUACUCAAGAGUACCUGAAUUCCUUCAAGUUAGCCACCUGUGGUGUAAUACCGGUGGUAAUCUUGCUCUAUGCUUUUGUGAAGGCUGUGGGAGCACUGGUGAUAACUCAAUGCGUUGUUAACCAAAAUGCCUGUGCUGAUUUUAUUUUGGGUGGGGGAGUGGAGGUGUCAUUCAGCUUUCAGGAAGGAAUUGUCUAUUUCAAGUGGUAUUAUAAACUGGGAAGACAAGCUGGGAAAAUCUUAUAUAGAAAUGAGCUUUCAGUAGACAAAACUAAGAAGAAGAAAAGAAGGGAACUGACUGAGGAACAGAAGCAAGAAAUUAAAGAUGCCUUUGAGUUGUUUGAUACAGACAAAGAUAGAGCAAUAAAUUAUCAUGAAUUAAAGGUGGCAAUGAGAGCCUUGGGUUUUGAUGUGAAAAAAGCUGAUGUACUGAAAAUACUUAAAGAUUAUGAUCGAGAAGCAACAGGCAAGAUCACCUUUGAAGAUUUCAAUGAAGUUGUGACAGACUGGAUAUUGGACAGAGACCCACAAGAAGAAAUACUCAAGGCAUUCAAAUUGUUUGAUGAUGAUGACUCUGGUAAAAUAAGUCUGAGAAACCUGCGCCGGGUUGCUAGAGAAUUGGGUGAAAAUAUGUCUGAUGAAGAACUACGGGCUAUGAUUGAAGAAUUUGAUAAGGAUGGAGAUGGAGAAAUCAAUCAAGAAGAGUUCAUUGCUAUUAUGACUGGAGAUAUUUAGCAUCAGAGGAAAAGGAAUGAACUCAGCACAAAAGGGGGGAAUCAUUGGCAGCUUCCAUUACAAUGUUUUGUACUUCCAUUCAUUUCUGUAGCUGGAGUCGUGCAGAAAAUUACUUUCCUCCCAGGACCAAAAUAAAGACAGGUUAUAUGCACUGAUAGUUCAGUAUUUUGUAUCAUUAAAUACUAUCACUAGAACAAUUGAUAUAUCAUUUUAGAACAAGUAAGUAAUGCUGCAUUUCAGAAUGUUUGAGUACUCAUUUGUAAAAUAGUUUUGUAUAGGAUUUCUAAAUUGUAUCAUAUUACAAGAACCCUUUGAGGUUGACUUUGUGUUAGCAUUAGCUGUGGCCUUAGUUUUGAUACAUAAGGUUUGACAAACUUCCAUUUUAAUAAAAUGUUCUUUACAAUU